Messenger RNA from Lasiosphaeria miniovina, 1869 nucleotides. RefSeq lists its product as uncharacterized. The transcript is spliced from 5 exons. Gene Ontology annotation, molecular function: L-amino-acid oxidase activity. Lineage: Eukaryota; Fungi; Ascomycota; Sordariomycetes; Sordariales; Lasiosphaeriaceae. Bases 1 to 1431 code for a protein of 476 amino acids. Gene Ontology annotation, biological process: amino acid catabolic process. The record is from RefSeq and is a predicted model, not a curated record.
AUGUUGUCGAGAACUCGGGAGCCAAGGAAGCAGGGAAAUGGCUGCAGGAAGGAUUUUCAACUCAAGAAACUAGGAUUCACUGUUCGCAUUCUCGAGACAUCAUCCCGAGUGGGUGGCCGUGUGAUCACUCUUCGAGAGCCCCUCUUCGCGCCAACCAACCACUUCCUCUUACGCGCUUACUUUAAGAACUUCAACAUUGACUCGUACCUCCCCUUCGAGAUGAAAAACAAGUUCAUCUACCUCUCAAGCUACCGCGGAGGCACCACCAUGACGUAUGACGACUUCGAUGACAAGCUGGUGAAAAAGGAAGCCGAGCUCCUCAAGCUCUUCCCAGGCCUGAAGGAUCGCGAGCAGGGCAAAACCUGCGACCAACUCUUCUUCGAAGCCGUUGAUCCUGUCGUCAAGGCGUUCAAGAAGGCGUACGAUGCAGCCAGCGGCGACACUAAUAUCCACGCCGGAUACCAGGCCGUCACCGACGCCUACGACAAGUACACCCUCCGCUCGUUCUUGGAAGAGGUAGCCUGCUGGAGCUUCGACGCCAUCAGACUAUUCGACCUCGGCAACGCGCACGUCGUGUUCGAGAACGCGUUCAUCGAGUCCUGGAAGGACGCCUUCCUCUCGAGCAACAGCAGCGGCGAGGCGGCCGGGAUGGAACAACUCCAGGGCGGGAUGGACCAGGUCCCCAAGGCCUUCAUUAGCCCCGACCGCGGCGCGAACUCGCUCGCCGAGAACGUCACCUACGGCGCUCGCGUGACACACAUCGUCGACGUGCCCGCCACCGGCGACCAGCCGUCCCAGAUCCAAGUCAAUUAUGAGACCCCCAGCGGCACCCAGCAGAGCGUCAGCUCCAACUACGUCAUCUUCGCCGUCCCCUACGGCGCGCAGCGGGCCAUCACCAAGUCGCGCCCCUUCUCUCCGACCAUCACCAAGAUCCUGCUGCAGUACCGCACGCGCUGGUGGGAGCAGGCUGCCUUCGGCGCCCAUGGCCAGGGCACCGACGGCGGCCUCAUCAGCGACCUGCCCAUCCGGUACACCAUGUUCCCCACCACGGUCAAUAACGAGCAGUACAAGAACACGACCCGCGGCGCCGUCAUAGCGUCCUACACCUUCCAGCAGGACGCCACCACCCUCGGUGCCAUGUCGCCCGAGCGCUGCGUGCACGUCGCCGCCGAGAACAUCGACCACAUCUUCCCGGGCGCCGGCUCGCUGCAGUACCUUAAGGCCGGCGCGUCGCAGGUCUUCCCCUCGGACGAGCUCGCGGGCGGGAGCGCCUUCUGCUACUUUGGCCCCGGCCAGAAGAGCACCUACCUCGAGACUAUGGUCUUCUUUGCCGGGGAGCACGCGAGUUACACGCAUGGGUGGAUUCACGGGGCGAUGGAGGCCGGGUUGAGGUGUGUGCAGCAGGUGUAUGCGGCUGCUACUGCCACCUGAUUGGUACUAGGCGAGUAAACAUAUGAAGCAACAAGAAGGUCUGGUUUGGAAAUAUGUGCACCGUGUGUUGUCAAAAUGAAAUAUACUAUUGAUAUUGGCAGCUUAGCUUCCGCCCCUUGUCCUUGGUCGGCAUGAUCUCGAGCCCAGGCAUUAGCGCUCCUGCCUAGAUGUGAUUGGCACACGCCAUGCUCAAGCAUUCAAUCUACUAACUUUGCAGCUCUGUUGGGCGGCGAUUCGCCUGGCCCGACCUCGAUCGCGAGCGUUUUGGAAUUGAGGUGCUCGCUACUCGCUAAGACGCCAGGUUUUUACCGCCAGUCCGCGGAUCUCGAACUUAGUCAAGCGUACUUCCUGACGCAGCCGAUCGGGGAAAGUUGCGGAUCAAAUUCGAAAGACAUGCGAGACUCGUGCUAACGAGUUUGAUCCGUCCCUCCAAUGCUG